Anarrhichthys ocellatus (wolf-eel) is the source of this 2038-nucleotide messenger RNA. RefSeq names its product zinc finger protein 664-like. NCBI's taxonomy places the organism in Eukaryota, Metazoa, Chordata, Actinopteri, Perciformes, Anarhichadidae. The coding region runs from base 335 to 1609 and encodes 424 amino acids. The record is from RefSeq and is a predicted model, not a curated record. Gene Ontology annotation, molecular function: RNA polymerase II cis-regulatory region sequence-specific DNA binding; DNA-binding transcription factor activity, RNA polymerase II-specific. The transcript has 2 exons. Gene Ontology annotation, biological process: regulation of transcription by RNA polymerase II.
CUACCACACAGUGACAGUUCUACUACCACACAGUAGAAGUACUCUGUUACAGUGCAAGUACUUUAUUACAGUAGAAGUACUCUGUUACAUAAAUACUUCAGUCUUAGAGUAACCAUGUUGUACUUUCACUCCUGAUCAGUUUCAGGCUGUUCAGAUCAAACCAGAACCAGAAGAAGUAGAGAUCCAGACCUUCACCCUCGUCAAGAAGCUGUCCGUCAAACUGACCGACUGCAGGCUGUGGCUGGAGGGGCGGGACUUCCUGUCUCUUGACGAUCACCCUCAGUUAUGUCACCAGAGGUCGACACGACGCCACCCGACGAACACGGGCAGAAAGAUGGUCUACUGCUCCGAGUGUACCAAAGGCUUCUACAAGAGGUCUCACCUGGAGGCUCACCUGAGAACCCACCGAGGACAGAAACCCAACCAGUGCUGGCGGUGCGGGAAGACCUACCCGACCCUGAUGAGCCUGGUAGUCCACCAGCAGAUCCACGACCGCAGGGAGCCCUACCGGUGCUCCUACUGCGACAAGACCUUCGCUCUGAAGAGGGACUGGAAGACGCACCACCGGACACACUCCGGGACCAAACCCUUCAAGUGCUGGUUCUGCGGGGACGGCUUCGGCGGGCAGGACGAGCUCGACGAGCACCUGGAGGUUCACAAGGGGGAGAAGUGCUACCGCUGCAAAGUCUGCGACAAGAUGUUCGUCUCCUACCAGGGUUUCAACUUCCACCGUAAGUCGCACAAGAACCCGAAGCUACUGCCGUGCUUGAAGUGCAAGAAGACCUUCAGUAACCCUCAGAGCCUGAAGCUCCACCAGGUGACCCACUCCAACAGGAAGCCGCACAAAUGCCCCACCUGCAGCAAAGCCUUCAAGCUGCUGAGCGGCAUGCGGGUCCACCAGAGGACCCACGAGGACCUGAGGGACUACCACUGCGCAGAGUGCGGUAAGUGUUUCUCCAGCCUGCAGGGCCUGAAGCUGCACCACCGCACCCACACCGGACUGAAGCCCUACAAGUGCAGCGAGUGCGGGAAGAGGUUCACCCAGUCGCCCCACCUCAAGUCCCACAUGGUCACCCACACUGGGGAGCGACCGUUCCUCUGCACCACUUGCGGGAAGAGGUUCACCCAAUCGUCCCACCUGAGGUCUCAUGUCACACUGUUCCACGUGGGUGAGAAGCCCUUCGCCUGCGACGACUGCGGGAAGAGCUUCACCAUCGCCCACUACCUGAAGAUGCACCGACUGAGCCACACCAAGGAGAAGCUGUACCAGUGCUCGUACUGUGACAAGUCCUUCUCCUACCACAACUCCUGGAGGGCCCACGAGAGGAUCCACACCGGCGAGCGUCCGUUCGGAUGCCGCGACUGUGGCCAAAGCUUCAUCACGUCGGGCUCGCUGCUGAGCCACCGGAGAACCAAACACACCGGAGAGAAGAGCCACUACUGCAUCACCUGCGGGGAGUUCUUCUUCACCAGCUCGCUGCUGCGGGUCCACCAGCUCGACCACACCGGCGAGCGGCCUCACGCCUGCGGCUGCGGCAAGACGUUCAAAACCAAAGGAGUGCUGCGCUACCACCUGAAGAGGUUCACCGACCACCAGCCGGCCGAGUGAACGGCAGAGCUUCAGGUGCAGGUCUCAACCACAGGACGUUAGUUUACCAGAAACACACAUUAUCAUUGAGAGGACAUUGUUACCUCUGAAGUCCGUCCACAAUAAAUGUCCUUAAAGACUCGGUGAUGGUCGUCACAAAGACACUGAGAUGUUGUUGUUUAAAUUCUCGUUACAUCCUGAAAAACUAUCAAUGAAUCAAAAGCUUUGACAAAAAGUAAGAAAAACAAUCACGAAUCUGCGGUUGUCUCGAGCUGUCUGUCUGACUGUCUACCUGUCUGCCUGACUGCCUGUCUGUCUUUCGUCGUCACCAGAGUCUUCCACCAGCUGUUCUAACAGGAGAGAUGUUUGUUGUUUACGUUCAUGAUGAGAUUUAGGGGUCGUAUCUUUAGAAGAGACGGACUGUAGGGGGCGUGUCUUUGGAGGUCUGAA